This is a messenger RNA of Zonotrichia albicollis (white-throated sparrow), 1920 nucleotides long. Lineage: Eukaryota; Metazoa; Chordata; Aves; Passeriformes; Passerellidae. The record is from RefSeq and is a predicted model, not a curated record.
GCCGGGCGAAGCGCACCGUCCCUGCUGCAAGACUGAGGAAUAAUCUGGUUUUCUUGGCGAGCCGCCUUCCCGGUAUCGUUUCUAACUGCCCUCGAAUGUGUUUGCAGCGCCUCAGAAAUGACCUCCGGCCUCUGCUCCCCGUCCUUCUUCCGUGUGGGUGCCGCUGACUGCCGCCGCUGCCGCUCCGGGCUCCCUCAAGUUUAACACAAGGCUAAUCACAGCAGGGAUGUACACACUUGUUAUUUUCACUUGGAAAACCUCAGCCUUUCCUCAUGUUUCAGCAGAACUGAAAGCCUCACAAGACAGCGAUGGCUUUUUCUCUGGAAUUUGAAUAUGGAGGCCACGGGGACAGAUGAAGUAGAAAAGAUCAAAUCAAAGUUUAUGUCUGCAUGGCACAACAUGAAAUACAGUUGGGUGUUGAAAACAAAAACUUACUUCAGUCGGAACUCUCCAGUUUUUCUGCUGGGAAAAUGUUACCACUUCAAAACUGAGGACUCUGGGGAGCUCUCUACAGAUGGGUCCAGUUUUGACAAAAUCAGCCCUGAGAUUUCGGGGAACGUGGAGGAAUUCCGCAAGGAUUUCAUCUCCAGGAUCUGGCUGACCUACAGGGAGGAGUUCCCUCAGAUCCAGGGCUCUGCUCUGACCACGGACUGUGGCUGGGGCUGCACGCUGAGAACGGGGCAGAUGCUGCUGGCCCAGGGGCUGAUGCUGCAUUUCCUUGGGAGAGCCUGGGUGUGGCCGGAGGCGCUGGCCAUGGACGGCUGUGACUCGGAGUCGUGGCCCAGCAGCACGGUCAGGAAGCUCACGGCCUCCCUGGAGGCGUCGCUCACGGCCGACAGGGAGCCCAGGCUGCUGGCCCGGCCCCCUGCCCGCAGGGACUGCGAUGGCACCGAGAGGAGGAACGAGCUUUAUCACAGGAAAAUCAUCUCCUGGUUUGGGGACUCCCCCCUGGCAGCCUUUGGGCUGCACCAGCUGAUAGAGUACGGCAAGAAAUCCGGGAAGAUGGCGGGGGACUGGUACGGGCCCGCCGUGGUGGCGCACAUACUUAGAAAAGCUGUUGAAGAAGCAAGAGACCCUGAGCUGCAAGGAGUAACAGUCUAUGUUGCCCAGGAUUGUACAGUGUACAGCUCGGAUGUUAUUGACAGGCAGUGCUCCUGGCUGGGCUCUGGGAGAGCAGCCCCCAAAGCUGUGAUUGUGCUGGUUCCUGUCAGACUCGGUGGGGAGAGAACAAACACUGACUACCUGGAGUUUGUAAAGGGAAUUUUGAGCCUGGAGUACUGUGUUGGCAUCAUUGGUGGCAGACCCAAGCAAUCCUAUUACUUUGCUGGAUUCCAAGAUGACAGUUUGAUUUACAUGGAUCCUCAUUACUGCCAAUCUUUUGUAGAUGUCAGCAUAAAGGAUUUCCCUCUUGAGUCAUUCCACUGUCCUUCUCCCAAAAAGAUGUCCUUCAAAAAAAUGGACCCGAGCUGCACCAUAGGAUUUUACUGUAGGACUGUGCAGGACUUUGAGAAGGCGUCUGAAGAAAUCACCAAGAUGCUGAAAUCUUCAUCCAAGGAGAAAUAUCCCCUGUUUACUUUUGUCAAGGGUCAUUCUAGAGACUAUGACUUUGCUUCCAGUCCACUCCAUGAAGAAAAUGACCUUUUCUCUGAGGAUGAGAAGAAAAGGCUGAAGAGAUUUAGCACAGAGGAGUUUGUCUUGCUUUAAGGACAUUUUACACAGGAGCAUCGGCAGCUGUCCAGGAGAACACUUGCCUUUUAACUCUAAAAUGUACCUGGAUUCCUUCCCCAGAAAGGCAAGCCUGUACUGAAAUUGGUCUAUUUUCAUAAAGAUGAUAAUGUUUUAUAUGUUAAAAGUCUUUAAGAUGUCAGUUACUAAUGUAUGUACUAAUUAUUUUUUGCUGACUGCUGGCUGGAGGAGUGU